Trichomycterus rosablanca is the source of this 1990-nucleotide messenger RNA. RefSeq names its product circularly permutated Ras protein 1. Gene Ontology annotation, cellular component: endoplasmic reticulum exit site; COPII vesicle coat. Bases 65 to 1969 code for a protein of 634 amino acids. Gene Ontology annotation, biological process: intracellular protein transport; endoplasmic reticulum to Golgi vesicle-mediated transport; COPII-coated vesicle cargo loading. The transcript is spliced from 20 exons. The record is from RefSeq and is a predicted model, not a curated record. Lineage: Eukaryota; Metazoa; Chordata; Actinopteri; Siluriformes; Trichomycteridae. Gene Ontology annotation, molecular function: SNARE binding; zinc ion binding.
AACGAAAGGCAGCAUUAGAAGGAGCAGUGCAUGCUGAGUAACAGCUUAAGCAAUUCAGCAAAAGAUGGAGUUUGCCUGUAGUCACAUUGUUUGUAACUGGAGGCCUGACAGUCUAGCAGAAGAAUUACCCUCCAUGCCCUGUGGUUUGUCCAGACAAAAAUCAGAACAUCCCUAUGACAACCGCAUUGCUGUUAUUCCACAGUCCAUACCUCCUUUAACACCACCACCUGUACCACCACGUCGUUUAAAACAGAGACAAACGCGACCCACCUCAAUGCCCCCUCCAGUUCCCCCUCGAGGGCCGGAGGGUAAAGAACAGACUUGUAUUAAAGCCAAUGUCAAUGUAGUGUCACUGAAAAUAGGAGCUCUUGUGGAUAUAAGCAAAGGAUCCAGUGUACAGAGCAUCCAGAAAUUAGUGCGCUGUGGGAAGUGUAAGGCAGUCAUGUCCUCUGUCAGCAACUCACAAAUCAACUCAAAUACAACAACAUGGUGCUGUGAAUUCUGUGAUAACCAGAAUGUCCUCACUCAGAAUGAGUUAAAAAUGGGGCGAUUUCCUCUCUGGAGUCCUCCAGGUAGAGACAUGCUCUAUGUGGAUGAGGACUUAGAUGCUGACUAUGUGAACCUGGAGGAUAUGCUGGUGGUAUUCUGUGUGGACAUUUCUGGUAGCAUGAGUGUCACCUCAGAGGUGUCUCCUGGCAACAGUAUGAGAUCACCCACAUAUGUAUCACGCUUACAGGGUGUUCAGGAGGCUCUACAGAUGUCUCUGUCCUUCCUUGUGAAAUCCGCCCCUCACCGACGAGUAGCACUGGUUACUUUUAACGAUGAGGUUACAGUGUAUGGGGAUGGAACAGGAGUCCCCCUCUCUCUCCGGGACUGGGCUCUGGUGGAUUAUGACCAUGUAAAAGAGCAGGGAGAAAAGUACUCUACCCCUCACUGCAUUGCUGAAACCUUCCAGUCCCUCACACAAAGAGUUAAAGAAUUAAGAGAACAUGGAGCCACAGCACUGGGCCCUGCAGCACUCAUCUCUGUUGCUAUGGCCUCUCAGUUUUCUGGAUCAAAGGUCAUAAUCUGUACAGAUGGGCAGGCCAACAUAGGUUUGGGACAGUUAGAACAAGACUAUGCAGCCUCACCAUACUUUUACAACCAGUUAGCCAGUCACGCAGCACAGAAAGGUGUGAUCAUAUCAGUGAUGACAUUUGAGGGGGAGAAUUGUCGCCUGGCAGAGGUGGGGAAGCUAGCUGAUCAUACAGGAGGCAGGAUCAACAGAGUUAACAUUGCUACUGUCUCAACAGAAAUUCAAAGUGCUUUAGCUGAUAAUGUUUUGGCAACUAAUGUUGUGGCAUCUCUGCAGGCACCUGAUGGCAUCUAUUACCCUUUUGAGGAGGACAAUAACAAGCUGGUAAGGGAGAUUGGAAAUGUUAUAGAAGGAGUAGAGGUCACUUUUCAGUUCGCUGUCAAACCAGAAAAAGUAGAAAUAUUUCAGAGAAGAGAUAGAGUACCCUUCCAGCUGCAGCUGUCUUUUAAGACUCGAGAUUUAAAGAAUGUGACAAGAAUCAUCACCCAGCAGAAGCGUGUAACCACCAGCAGCUGGGUAUGGGUGGGUAGUCUGAAUAUGGCAGUGCUGGGAGUUCACUGUGCUCAACUGUGUGCCAGACUGACAAUGGAGGGCAGAAUCCUGGAGGCUCAGAGGCAGCUUAAAGCCCAGCAGGACCUGCUUAAAGACAUCAGUGAACAGAAGCCAAGCGCUAAAGAGGAAAGUAUCUAUGGAAACUGGAUUGAUACCAUGAGUAUGAUCUGUGAUGACCUUACUCCAGAUACACAGAAUGAUCGAAAAGACAGUGCCACCCAUUUUGCGAGUCAAGCAUCUGCUAAAGAUUUGUCAGAUGAAGCAGCAAAUGUGGUUUACCAGCUGAAGAGGGCAACAAGUGUGGGGCACAGAAGACACAAAACAGCCAUGUUGGAAAGUUAAGCACAAGCGGAGCAGUAUAGU